CACAAUUUUCAAAUUUUUAUAGAAUCUCUUUCACGCCUACGCUAACACUUGCACUUACGUCUGAAGUACAUACAUUGAUAGUUAAUGCAUAAAAAUGCAUCGCACAAUCUUAGAUAAGGGUUGAAUAAUUCGGAUUCAUCUCUUCCAUUAAUUAAUAUUUUCGAAUGAUAUUUGGAAUUCAUCGUUUUAUUCAUAAUGAGACCGUUGAAAUAUUUAUUUAUAUACUGCAUUUACCUCGUACUUGUGUGAAUAGCCAUACGAAAUCAUCGAUCAAAUACUUAAUUUCGUGUUUCAUUACGAUGGAACUAGAUCUAUUUCGUGCCAAUUCUUCAUUGAUUCUGUGCUGUUAUUUCGAGCUUGUGAAAAUGCCUAAACUCUUCAGUGAAGCAGAACAAAUAGACUGCUUUAUCGAUUAUUCUGAAAGUUGUUUAUGUAUAUACACGUAGGAUUACCAUUAACCAAUAAGAAAAAAGUGGAAAUUGAAUUUUAACAGUUGUCUGGAAGUUAAUGCAUCAUGAAUUUUCACCGAUCAGAUAAUAAUUUCAAAAGAUCCUGAAAAAACUCAAUGAGAGAGCGAGUUUUUCCCAGACCUUUCGAUUUUCAUCUUCUUCUUCUUGUAUAAAAUCACAAAAAUCAUGCCUGGAGAUUGAGUGAUCUGGUUUAUGUAUUCAACGCUCGAUUGGAGUUUCUUGUAAAUAUAAAAAUUCAGAAUAAAGAUACAUGAAUAUUUAUUCAAUAAUUUUUCCAUUAUGAUUUACUUCAUGAUUUAUUAUGUUUUGCAAGCAGUGCCCAAAGAGUCUUGUAGAGAUUGAAUUCAUUUUUUCCCAGCAUUCUUGAAAUACCUCACAUACCAGUACAGGUCUAUGCAGUGUUGGCUUAUGAUUCCCCUCACGCGUUAUCAGUAUCAACAAAGCCAAACACUUGGUACGAAGGACCAAAAAUCGUCAUAAAACCAGUGCAAAUGCGUGUUGACGAGAUAAAAAUUGGAGUAUCCCCGAAAAAUAGUGAAAAAACUGGAGAAAUUCCAAGAAAUUCUCCCCGAAAAAUUAUCACUCAAAUGAGAGGUUAGAAAGUGUUAAAAGAGCUGCGAAGUACUUAGAGCACUUAGAGUAUUCAAUUAUAAUCACAGACAUUCCCAAUGUCCUCGAAAAUCGAGAGCCUGUGGAGACAAGCGAUGAAGACAUUCGCUGGACAUCGAGGCAGUGGAUUCAAACUCUGUCAGAAGAACUUGGAGAAACUCAGGCUCCUGAUGAACGAGAUAACAUCUGAUGACGUUAAGGUCGACAAAAAAGUGCUUGAAUAUGUGGAGAACCAGAGGGCCCCUAUGUGUGUCAUCGACAUCUUCGAGAAUCAAGAUAUUACGAUAGCGAUUUUUUUGCUGAAGCAUGGUGUGACCUUGCCCAUGCAUGAUCACCCUGGAAUGCACGGAUUGCUCAAGGUGAUAAAUGGAACAGUAAAGAUCGAUAGCGUCACAACGCAGAUUCCACAAGGACGAGUAAUCCAGCUGGACGAGGAGCUGACAGCCUUGCGACAUGCAUCCCAGAUCGUCCAGGCGAAUGAUCCUGCUUGUGUCCUCACCCCUCACGACCACAAUUUCCACGAAAUCAGCUGUUUGAAGGGGCCAGCAGCCUUCCUGGACAUUCUCAGCCCCCCCUACGACGUUGACCUUGACGAGCGACAGAGGAGCAUACGACCCUGCACAUUCUUCCGGCAAAUCGCUCAAGAGCAGACUAAUGGGCCAGAAGGAGCACCAGUCAAAGUUAGACUUCUAGCUGUGGUCCAGCCUCCUCUAUUCUACUCCACAAAUCUUAAAUAUUUGGGCCCACCCUUGAGAUGAUUCUCUCCACUCAGGGCUCUAUGUAUUUUGUCAUGAUGAAUUCCCAAAGGAUUAAUUAAUAGGAAUUUUUAUAUCUCUUACUGGAGAUUUGCAUUCAAUCGCUCUUAUUUAUCCGAUAGAUUCGGUUGGCUAAUAUUUAUUUCAGAGUAUAGACGACUUUUUACCUUUGCUCGUCAUCCUCCGACAUAUUUGAGAUCAAUUCGUCGUGUGAAAAACUAAACCCCGGGAAUCACCGAUUUAUGACACAACAAAAUAAUCUCGUGACUGUAAUUUCAUCUAUUUCAAUAAUCAGAAAUUUACCUUCACUCUUCCAAGAAUCUCGGAAUAAAUGAGAACACCGGGG
Molecule: messenger RNA, 2180 nt
Organism: Fopius arisanus
Lineage: Eukaryota; Metazoa; Arthropoda; Insecta; Hymenoptera; Braconidae
Product: 2-aminoethanethiol dioxygenase
Exons: 2
Coding region: 1139-1837 (232 amino acids)
Cellular component (GO): mitochondrion
Molecular function (GO): oxidoreductase activity, acting on single donors with incorporation of molecular oxygen, incorporation of two atoms of oxygen
Source: RefSeq, a predicted model, not a curated record